AUGACUGCUCGUGAUCAAAUUCGAGCCAUGUUAGAUCAAUUGAUGGGAUCUGACAAUGGUAUGACAAAACCCAGUAUGUCAUUUGAAGAUCGUCGUGUAUGUCGACCAUUUUUAUUAAAUUGUUGUCCACAUGAAAUUCUAUCCGGAACAAGAGUUGAUUUAGGUGAAUGUGCUAAAGUACAUGAAUAUGCUUUACGUGCUGAUUAUGAACGAGCAGCAGCAACACGUAAUUUAUAUUAUGAAAUUGAUGCAUUAGAAGUAUUAAAUCAAUUUGUUGCUGAAGCUGAUCGAAAAGCUGAACAUGCAAAACGAAAACUUCGUGAAACACAAGAAGAAUUAGGUGAAGAAGCUGCACGAAAAAUGAAUUCUAUUCAUGAGUUAGGUGAACAAAUUGGUACAAAAUUAGCUAAAGCUGAAGAAUUAGGUGCUCAAGGUUUAGUUGAUGAAUCAAUGAAAUUAUUAGAUGAAGUUGAAGAAUUACGAAAAGCUAAAUCUGAUUCUGAACAAGAAUUUCGUGCAACAAUGCCAGCAUCAACAUAUCAACAACAAAAAUUACGUGUUUGUGAAGUAUGUUCAGCUUACUUAGGUAUACAUGAUAAUGAUCGUCGUUUGGCUGAUCAUUUUGGUGGAAAAUUACAUUUGGGUUUUAUACAAAUACGUGAAAAAUUAGCUGAUUUAAAAAAACGUGUCAGUGAAUUUAAUGAAAAACGUGAAUUAGAAAGAAAAAUGCGUCGAAAUUCACCAUCAUCAACAAAUGAUCGUGGAGAAAGAGAUGGAAAUGAUCAUUAUAAUCGAGAUUAUCGUACAUCACAACGUAGUCGAAGUCGUAGUCGAUCAAGAAAAGUUUCUAGUCGAGAUAAAGAUCGACGACGAUCACGAUCAAGAUCUGGACAUCGUUCAUCAAAACAUUCACAUAGUUAUCGAUCAUCACGUUCACGUUCAAGAGAUAGACGACGUCACAAACGUUCUCGAUCACGUUCUGGUUCAUCACGUCGUCAUCGCCGUUCUCGAUCUCGAACAUCACCAUCACGACGACAUCAUCGUCAUCGACAUGAUUCCCGAUCACCUGUACAUUCAUCAUCAAAUUCCAAACAAAAUGGUAGUAGUAGUAAUAAUUGUCGUACAGAUUCAAUUACUACUACUACUCAUGUUGAUGAUGAUGAUGAAGAAACAACACGUAUUCUUGAAAAUAUUCAACGAAAGGUCGAUUUCGAAUUUCGUCUUACUUGUUAUUUAUUUAUUUGGUUAUCAAUUGCUCUUCUUACUAUUUUUCUUGCUUGGUAUCGUUACGGUUAUAGUAUCAUUCAACAAUUAUCUAAAACCCCUUCAAAUAUUGAAACACACGAUAUUCCAUUUGUUGAAUCAGGUGAUUAUGAAAUCGAUGAUGCAACUGGUGCUGGUGCUGGUAAUAGUUCAACAACUACACUUGCGCAUGGUAAUAUAAUAUCAUUAAAUCAUCAAACACAUCAAUUUCAUAAUGAUUCAAUGUGGACAACAACAAAUGUACCUGCUAAACGUGGUCGACGUCCUAAACCAACUACUGUUGUUAUAACCACUACAGAACGAACAAUUGAACCUAAACGACGUGGUCGAAAACCAAAACAAUUAUCAUUAACAAAUAAAUCUUUAUCAUCAAUAGAUAAUAAUAAUAAAUCAAAUGAUAUUCUAUCUGAAUCUACAGAUGAUAUUAAUCAAAAUCAACAACGACGUUCAACAAUAGGAAUAAAAUCAAAUAAAAGAAUUAAAGUUGAAGAACAACAACAACUGACAGGUGAAACUAAUACAAUUUUACGUGGGAAACGUACUGGUAAAAUAUCAUCUCAACAAGAUAUUCCACAAGUUGCUUCAAAUAUAUCAACAAAAAUGAAUCUUGGUACAACCGGUAAUAUUGUUAUAAUUGGUAAUAAAAAUGUAGAUAAUUCAUCAACAAAUAAUAAUCCAACAACAUCAUAUGAUCAAGCAGCUAUAUUACAAGCACUUUGUCAAGCAGGUGUUAAUCCAUUACAUCAUGAUCCAACAGGAGAUGAUUCAGAUACAGAUUCUGAUGAUGAAAGUGGAUCAGAUGAUGAAUCACUUGAUAGUGAUGAUGAUGAAAAUAAUCAUUUAUCAGAUAUAGAUGAUGAUGAUGAUGAUGUAGUACAUUUAAUAAAUAAAAGUUCUCGAGGACGACCACGUCGACAAACAAAUAAAAAUUCAAAUCAUAAAAAAUCUUCUUCAACACGUCGUUCAACAACAACAAAUUCUCAAACGAAAAUAAAACAAGAUAAAAGUGAUACAGAUGAUGAUGAAUCAUCAGGUGAUGAAGAUCUUGAUGAUUUAGGUGUUGGUAAUGAUACAAAUAAUAAUUUAAGUAAUAUUGUUAAUCCACUUGAUAAUGAUUCAUCAUUAUUAAUUCCAGCUGACUUUUCUAAUCCUGAUUAUGUUCAAAAUCUUGUUAAACCACAUCGUAAACGACGUACACAUUUACCUAUAGAUGAUCAACCUAAAACAAUACGUUGUCCACAAUCAGGUUGUACAAAAAUGUUUCGUGAUACAGCUUCAAUGAAUAAACAUUUACAUACACAUGGACCACGUGUACAUGUUUGUCAUGAAUGUCAAAAAUCAUUUGUUGAAAGUUCUAAAUUACGUCGUCAUCAACUUGUACACACCGGUGAAAAAGCAUUUCAAUGUCCAUUUGAAGGAUGUGGAAAACGUUUUUCACUUGAUUUUAAUUUACGUACACAUGUUCGAAUACAUACUGGUGAUAAACCUUAUGUUUGUCCAUUUGAUGGUUGUAGUCGACGUUUUGCCCAAUCAACUAAUCUCAAACAACAUCUUCUUACGCAUGCAAAAAUUCGUUCACAUCAACCAUUUGCUAUUCCGGCUGUUGCUGUUACUAUUACAGAAAUUCAACCUCAGUAUUAA
This is a messenger RNA of Rotaria sordida, 2904 nucleotides long. The record is from the annotation of a GenBank genome assembly. NCBI's taxonomy places the organism in Eukaryota, Metazoa, Rotifera, Eurotatoria, Philodinida, Philodinidae.